Messenger RNA from Capronia coronata CBS 617.96, 1800 nucleotides. RefSeq lists its product as uncharacterized. NCBI's taxonomy places the organism in Eukaryota, Fungi, Ascomycota, Eurotiomycetes, Chaetothyriales, Herpotrichiellaceae. Gene Ontology annotation, cellular component: membrane. Gene Ontology annotation, molecular function: L-amino acid transmembrane transporter activity. Gene Ontology annotation, biological process: amino acid transmembrane transport. The transcript has 3 exons. The coding region runs from base 1 to 1800 and encodes 599 amino acids. The record is from RefSeq and is a predicted model, not a curated record.
AUGGUAUCUGUACGCUGGAGACGACGAGAAGCUUCGAGCUCUCCAACGCAGGCCGACUCGAAUGACGCCAGUCAAACAGCCUUCGUGACCAAGGGCAACCUCCAAUAUGCCGUCGAGAAGGGGCAGAACAACAGCGGAGUCUCGUACCAGGAAGUCUCUGGCGCACCUGUUGAAACACGGUCGACCCUGGGUUAUCAUGUCGGUCCCAUCACGAUCAUUUUCCUCAACCUGUCCAAGAUGGUGGGCACAGGUGUAUACUCCACACCAGCCGCCAUCCUUGCGGGAACAGGAAGCGUCGGGUUGUCGCUUAUAUAUUGGUUCAUCGGCUUUUUGAUAGCGGCGUCUGCUCUCUCGGUCUACCUCGAGUAUGCAGCAUACUUCCCCAAUCGCUCAGGGAGCGAGGUUGUAUACUUGGAGCAGGCGUAUCCCCGGCCGCGUUACCUCUUCCCGAUCACAUUUGCCAUCCAGACUGUUCUACUAUCUUUCAGUUCGUCCAACGCCAUCGUCCUGGCUCGGUACCUCUUCCGAAUCAACGGCCACAGUCCAAGUGACUGGGAAUUGAAAGGUGUCGCGGUCGCCGGGUACACUGUGGCAUUUCUUCUGGUGGCUUUCAACACGCGCAUCUCUUAUCACAUCUCUAACGCCAUCGGGCUCGUCAAACUGGUGACGCUGGUCUUUGUCGGAAUUACAGGACUUGUGGUCUUGGGCGGUCACACCCGUGUCAAGGAUCCUACCGCCAACUUCCAUAACGCCUUUCACUCAGCCACUGGCACUUCGGCGUACGGGAUUACCAAUGCCCUUGUCAAGAUUGUUUUCUCGUAUGCCGGCUAUGAGAAUGCUUUCAAUGUCGUCAAUGAGGUCAAAAACCCUGUUCGGGCUAUCCGCACCUCCGGUUCGAUCUCGCUAUUGGUGGUCGCUGUCCUGUACAUGCUUGCAAAUAUUGCAUACUUUGCGGCGGUGCCGAGGGAAGAGCUGCUGAAUUCGACACAAAUCGCUGCCAGCUUGUUCUUUCAGCACGUCUUUGGGUCAAGCGGCGCAGUUCGGGGGCUGAAUUUUCUUAUCGCACUGAGUGCUUUUGGGAAUCUUAUUGCUGUUCUUUUGGGUCAGAGCAGGUUGAUCAGGGAAUGCGGCCGGCAAGGUACUCUCCCGUGGGCGUCGUUCUGGGUUUCGACAAGACCCUUCGGAACUCCCCUGGGUCCAUAUUUCGUAAAGUGGGCUUCGACGAUGCUGAUGAUCCUGGCACCACCGGCAGGAGACGCCUUCAACUUUGUCGUCGACCUCAGCAACUAUCCCAGUUCCUUCUUCAUUUUCCUCAUGGCUCUUGGUUUGUAUUUGGUGCGUCAUCGGCGCAAGAAGCUUGGUGUGCCAGCGCUGUCACCAAAGGAAGGAGGCUUCAAGGCCUGGGACGUGGCUGUCCUGUUUACAAUUGCUGUCAAUCUGUUCAUGCUUGUGAUGCCUUGGUAUCCACCAACGACGGGUGCAACAGGCGGCGAUGUUAGCUUUUGGUAUGCAACAUAUGUCGUCACCGGGAUUGGAAUUAUAAUCGCUUGCUUCGUCUAUUACGCCUUCUGGGUAUGGAUCUUACCGCAUUACCGUGGCUAUAGGAUUCGACACGAGAAGCUGUUCCUGGAGGGCGGCGAAGUAACGCAUAAGCUGGUAAAGGUACCUUUGCACCAGCUGGAGCUAUGGGAUCAAACGCAUGAUGCAUACGGCCGCAGGCUUAUCCGUGAAGGUUCGAGUGACGAAGAGGGAUCUGUGGCAGGGAGCCAGGAGAAGUCGACCCUGGUGGCAGAGAAAUGA